Molecule: messenger RNA, 1665 nt
Organism: Diaporthe amygdali
Lineage: Eukaryota; Fungi; Ascomycota; Sordariomycetes; Diaporthales; Diaporthaceae
Product: cwfj domain-containing protein
Exons: 2
Coding region: 1-1665 (554 amino acids)
Biological process (GO): mRNA splicing, via spliceosome
Cellular component (GO): post-mRNA release spliceosomal complex
Molecular function (GO): RNA lariat debranching enzyme activator activity
Source: RefSeq, a predicted model, not a curated record
AUGGCGGCACCGAAAAUAUUCGUCAUUGGUAACAUCAAUGGCCAACUGCAGUCUGCCUUCGCCAAGCUUGCCACCCUCCACUCCAAAAACAAUUUCUCCUUCGCCCUAGUCGCAGGAAACCUGUUCGGUCCCGAAGAUGACGACUCAGUCACCGAUUUGCUGUCCGGAAAGACACAAGUGCCCCUCCCGACGUACUUCACCGUCGGAACCCACGCACUGCCUGGUCGAAUCGUCGAGAAGAUCACCAACGACGAGGAGAUUUGCCCGAAUUUACAUUACCUGAACAAGCGCGGGGUCACUAAGACGUCAGAGGGUGUACGCAUAGCGACAUUGGGCGGCGUUCUGGAUCCAGAGAUUGUGGGCGGACAGUCCAAGGAGCAACACCUUCCCUUCCACACACCAGACGACGCCAAAGCUUUGCGCGGCGCCAACUCGGCAGACAUUUUGCUCACAGCUAUGUGGCCAUCCACGAUUUGGAAUGGAUCAAAAGUCGCAUUACCCUUCGACACAUCCAGUGUUGUUACAAGCGAUGCAAUUGCAGAUCUUUGUGCAGCCCUCAAGCCUCGCUACCACUUUGCUCCUUCCCACUCGACAUUCUUCUAUGAACGAGAGCCCUUCUUCCACCCGCCCAAAGAUGCAUCCUCGGAGGUCGACACCGAAGUCACGCGAUUCAUUUCUAUGGCGCCGUUCGGCAACACCGAAAAGGCUAAAGCGAUGUAUGCAUUCUCGCUGACGCCUUCGACCGGAACUCUCCCACAGGGCAGCACGGUCUCUCCCUUUCUAUCUCGAGCCGACCUUUCCAAGAAGCGCCCCGCCCCAUCGGACGACGGCUUUUCUCGCUUCUCCAACGGCCAGGACGACAACUACCGACCAAAUCGCUACCGCAAAGGUGGCCGGGGCCAGCGAAUGCCACCGCCCGGUCCCGAGAAUUGUUGGCUUUGCCUGGCCAGCGAAAACGUGGCGAGCCACAUGAUCUGCUCCGUGGGAGAGGACACUUACCUUGCUACUGCCAGGGGUCCCCUCCCAACGCCAGACAUGUUCGUCAAGGACGGCCUCAAGCACCCUUCCCACGUGCUCAUCGCCCCGCAGGAGCACGUAUCCUCGAUCAGUCGCGCUGCGAUGGGCCAGGACACCGCUGACCGUACAUUCAAAGAGAUGUCACGGUUCCGAGAGGCCCUUCAGGCGACCGUAUCUAAGAAGUCUAACCACAAGCUUGGCGCCAUUACGUGGGAGAUAAACAAGAUUGGGGGUAUCCACGCCCACUGGCAGUUCAUGCCCAUACCUGGAGAUCUGGUCAAGAAGGGCUUGGUGGAAGCCGCAUUCCGCGUAGAAGCGGAAAACCUGAGCCUGCCCGGCCUCGCAGUCAAGGACUUUGGCAUCAGCGACGAGGUGCCAGGUGACUACCUCCGCAUCUGGAUCUGGUGCGAAGACGAGGGCGAGGGCGGUCAAGACGGCGGGGAGAUCAUCAGCAAGAGCCUGCUGAUGCGGUUCGACGAGAACGUGCGCUUCGACUUGCAGUACCCCCGCAAGGUAGCGGCAAAGCUGAUGGGCCUGGAGGGCCGGAUGAACUGGCGGGAUUGGGUGCAGACAGAGCAGGAGGAGACGGACGACGCGGCCAAGUUCCGAGCGAUCUUCAAGCCGUGGGACUUUACGCUGAUGGACUAG